This is a messenger RNA of Homarus americanus (American lobster), 2210 nucleotides long. RefSeq lists its product as uncharacterized. Lineage: Eukaryota; Metazoa; Arthropoda; Malacostraca; Decapoda; Nephropidae. Gene Ontology annotation, cellular component: nucleus. Bases 78 to 1235 code for a protein of 385 amino acids. The transcript is spliced from 4 exons. Gene Ontology annotation, molecular function: DNA-binding transcription factor activity, RNA polymerase II-specific; RNA polymerase II cis-regulatory region sequence-specific DNA binding. Gene Ontology annotation, biological process: regulation of transcription by RNA polymerase II. The record is from RefSeq and is a predicted model, not a curated record.
UCAUACUACAGAGAGUGACAACUGUGCUCCUCCUCCUCACUCUCACUCACUCACUUGGUGUACAUCAUAAAACCAUCAUGACCCCAGCAGCCAUUACCGACGCCCCGAUGGACUUGUCAAUGAAAACACGACGUAAGUUGCGCCUGGAAGAGUUCCUUCGUCAGAAUCUGGACCAGGCUCCUGCAGGACGGGUCAUCCAAUGGGUUGACCGGGACAGAGGGAUCUUUAGGAUACUGUGGACCCAUCAGAGCUCAGGAGCCUUCACUCAAGAGGAUGCAGCUCUCUUCCGCUACUGGGCUCUUGCUAGAGGUAAACCAGCCAGCCUCUCCUCAGUAGAGCUAAAACAAAGCCUGAGAAUGGCACUCAAUAAAUCCCCUUCCGUAGAGAGACUAUCAGCCACCCACGACGAAUACCGCUACUUCAAAUUUACAGAGUGGGGAAGCAGACGAUCAUCAGGCACUAAGCGGCCAAGGUCCCCAGAGGACGUCAGGAAGAAGAGUUCAACAUGUAACAAACCUCCUCCCCUCCUCCCCAUUACCAGCUACACGGGGGAGGAGUCCUCACGUCCUGCAGGGUGGAAGGCCGACUGUUCACUCUUCCUACAGCAGAGUGAAGGAUUCCAAGUACCUACUGGCAAAGAAUCUCAGGCAGGACUGACGGGUCUCCACCAUAGGUCCUCCCCCAUGUUCCAGUGGCUGGGGAGUGACCACCUAACGGGAGGAGGCGUAAGAGAACCCAUCCUUAGGGAACAGAUGCUGGGAAAACAACUGCUAGGAGAACAACUGUUGGCCAGGCAGUUGAGGGGAGAGCAACUGUCUACAGAAAGGCAGUUGAGUGAGCUGUCUACUCGUGAACACUUCCUGGAGAAAAAGUUUAACAGGGGCUACGUGUCUGAAGAGCAGCUCCCAGGAGACCGUUCACUAGGAAAUUUAAUGAUUGGAGAACAUUUGGGUUAUUUUCCAAAGACUCACUCGCCUCAGGCUUAUAUAGAGACUAGAGAGGCUCUCCACUCAGUGCCUUCUUUCAGAGACUCAUAUUCAAGACUCGACAGUGAAAAUUUCUUGAGUCUUUACAGUGACGCGUGUGGUUAUCCUCAGCUGGUGCCUCACUAUGACCAUACAGCAACCAGUUCUUCUUACCACAGUGUAUAUGAGAGUCUUCCUACAGCCAAAGAUUAUUACAAAGACGUCAGACAUCUGUACUCUGAUGUUAGAUAUCCAAAUGAAACUUUAUAGGGUGUUAGAAAAUAAACUCAUCUUUUGUAGUUUAUUAACUAAUUCAGAAAAAAAACGUUGAUUUGUGUUACAGUGACUUACUCAUAGAAACAUAGUGUUUUUUUUAUAUAAUACAAGUCAAGAUUCAGUGUGUUGGAGGUUCAUAUGGUGAGAAUUCCACGUGCCUGAAGCUGUAAAAAUAUCCUUAACUAAUUGAUUUCAGUGAAUUUAAAAUAUAAUAGCAUCAUUGUUCUGAGUUUCUACCUUAACUAGAUACAUUAACUUUACACCAGAUAAAGUUAAGGUAUAGUUACCCUCUUCCAUAACAUAACCUGUAUAUAAAAUGUGUUCCCAGACUUGUGUUUAAUGAACGUACAGUAUCCAGUUAAGGAAGACUCAGUAUAAUGAUGGUGUACUUUAUUAUGUCAACCAGUUAGAUGCAUUCUUGAAUCUUUCUCAUUAGGGAAACUCGAAGUGAUUUUUGCAUGUUAUGCGUCUCAGUAACAAGGAAGAUUCACCUUGAGAACAACAGUGACUUUACACCCGGACAACACAACAGAGACAAUAAAAGAAUGAGUGCAAUAGUGAAUAGCUUUAAGACUAUUUAUUUACCGAGUCACUUAACAAUAAGAUGUCUCAGAAAAAUGAAUACACAUUGACUUACAGAUGUUCGUCAAGAUGUUUGUGGGAAACUUUGCACAUCGAUAAGUGAGAAAGGUGAAGACAAUGUUGCUGUUAUAAUAAGAACAUUCACACGAUCCCACGUACGUAUAUCUGUAAGGCAGUGUGUAUAAUUUUCAUUACGCCAUGUAUGUGUGUGUAUAGGUAUAUAUAUAAUUGAAUUUCUCUUAUUUGUUCAAGACCAAAAAAAGACUUACACAUUUUGUGCUUGUGAUUGUUAUUUUGUGUUCUUUAAUUUAUUGCAAAAGAAGACAAAGUAUAACCCUUUGAUGUUUAUACUUUUCAUAUGUGAAGUAAAAUCGCAUUUUUCAUUUA